GUCGCGCCCUCCCCGUCCUGAGGGGGAGGCAGGCGGCCAGGCUUCGGCUGUGCCAGGGACCAGCUCAGCCCGGAGACAGCGCGGACCGCCGUCUGGAUGACAGCAGCGCACACCUCAACUAUGAGAGGAGAUAAGUUCACCAGCUGAGCCCAGCCGGCUGGCAGCACUAGCCCCGUUCUUUGCGGAGACCAGAGGAGCCGGUGGGAGCCGAGGGUUCGCGGGACAGGUCGCGCUUCCGGCGAAGCAACUUGUUUUUUCGGAUACGCGGCGGCGGCAGGAGCGGCUGGAGCAGGGCGGAGUGUGAGGGCUUUGGCGGCGGUCCUGCUGCUAGCGAACCAUGAACAAAAACCACCGAGUACCGAGCAGCCGUUCUCUGAGUGCCGUGGAGGUGAAAAGCAAGUUUGGCGCAGAGUUCCGCCGGUUCUCUCUGGAUCGGUCCAAGCCAGGCCGCUUCGACGAGUUCUAUGGCCUCCUGCAGCACGUGCAUCGCAUCCCCAACGUGGAGCUGUUGGUGGCCUACGCUGACGUUCACGGCGACCUGCUGCCCAUCAACAAUGACGACAACUACCUGAAGGCCGUCAAAAGUGCCAACCCCCUACUGAGGCUCUUCCUGCAGAGGAAAGAGGAGGCGGAUUACUCGGCCUUCGGGACGGACUCUCUGACCAGGAAGAAGAACACGGUUCUGUCGGCGGUUCUUCUGCGGCCCGACCCCAACAAGAAAAAGCCCCCGGUGAUCAUAAGCCUCCCAAAAGACUUCCGCCCCGUGUCGUCCAUCAUCGACGUGGACAUCCUUCCGGAGACGCACCGGCGCGUCCGUCUGUACAAGCACGGCCAGGAGAAGCCGCUGGGUUUCUACAUCCGGGACGGUUCCAGCGUGCGGGUCACUCCGCAGGGCCUGGAGAAGGUGCCGGGGAUCUUCAUCUCCCGCCUGGUGCCCGGCGGGCUGGCCGAGAGCACCGGGCUGCUGGCCGUCAACGACGAGGUGCUGGAGGUAAACGGCAUCGAGGUGGCGGCCAAGUCCCUGGACCAGGUGACGGACAUGAUGAUCGCCAACAGCCACAACCUCAUCAUCACCGUCAAGCCCGCCAACCAGCGCAACAACGUGGUCCGCCCCGGAGGAGGCGGCGGGGGGGGCGCCUCGGGCAGCUCGGGCCGCUCGUCGGACAGCGGCACCAGCCACCACGGCUACUCGCCCUACGGGGCCGCCGCCGCCGGGCCCACGCACAUCAUCCAGAACUUCCCCGUCGGGGAGCUGGAGAGCGACGAAGACGACGAGGACCUGGUGAUCGAGGUGGGGGGCGAGGCUGAGAGCAUGCGACACGCCGCCUCUAACUACAGCAUGCCCUCUCUGCCUCGCUACGAACCACACCUGAACCUUCGCACCGCCGCCAACUCGGGCUCUGCCUUCUCCAUAAACGCCAACGGGGCCCUGCGGGGCAGCGGCAGCAGCGGCUCGCUCAACAACACCAGCUGCACCACGCCGUCCCCGGACAGAGCCAAGGAGAGGCGCAGUCUGGAGGAGGAAGGCACCGUCAUCACGCUGUAGACUGGAGCUCACACACCGGGCGGGGGGGCGGGGGCGGGGCAUCAGACGCAUUCAGUGGUCGCUCUGAGCAGCACGUGUGUGAGCGCCUUACGCUGCAGUGCCACAGCGACGACUCUCUGCUUCUUAACGGCCGGCCUCAGCUUCCUGUUAGGGGUAGAAAUGCGCUGAGUCGACACGUCCGGUGCGUUGAAUUGCUCCCGCUCUUUAGUUGACAAUCAGCCCCCAUCAGCUGCUGCUUCUCUAACGGUAAACACUACGCUCAGCCGUCCUGCUCUUCACCUCACUGCAGCGGAGGAAAGGUCACUGUCACUAGAAAGCCUCGUUCAAUACCUUCUCCUCUUAAGGCUGCGCUUUAUAUUAACGUCGUCUUUAUCUUUUCACUAUCAAGAACAAUGUAUCUCACAGGUGUUGAUUUUUUUCUUAUUAUUUCUUAGCAGACCAAUUCUAAGUGGUGAUUAAGGCCAGAAGUCCUCCUCCCCUGGCAUUGAGACGUCUCUGAGUGAAACGUACGUCCUUCAUAUUGCACUCCUGCUCCUCAUGGCGGCGGCUAGCUCCCUGCUACAUGAUGGACUAAUGAAAUAAUGUGAAUGUGAUUAGCACCCCACCCCCUCCCAUGAUUAGGAUUAUAUCUCAGAUUACUCUGUUUUUUUCUAAAGCACGCCCUGCCUUCAUACAGGUGUGGAUACCUUUAUUGGGACACUAGGAAGGAUGUAGAAAAAGCCUUAAGCUAAAUUUAGCUUUUAUGGCAGCGACAUAAUCGUACGCUGAACACUUAGGGGGGAAAAAACAAGCGAAAUGUGAGUACAUGUCGUAUAUGGUGAAUAAAUCCCAAUAAAGGAAAUCACCAGUGGCACAAGCAUUGGUCUUUCUAACAAUCUGCUUUUAUUAGAUGAAGACUUUGUACAUUUCUAAGAACCGCCAGGUUAUAAUCCAUGGCCUGC
Messenger RNA from Fundulus heteroclitus (mummichog), 2487 nucleotides. It is a transcript of the gene pard6b, whose product is annotated as par-6 partitioning defective 6 homolog beta (C. elegans). The record is from RefSeq and is a predicted model, not a curated record. NCBI's taxonomy places the organism in Eukaryota, Metazoa, Chordata, Actinopteri, Cyprinodontiformes, Fundulidae. The transcript is spliced from 3 exons. Gene Ontology annotation, biological process: establishment or maintenance of cell polarity; centrosome cycle; regulation of cellular localization. Gene Ontology annotation, cellular component: nucleus; apical plasma membrane; cell cortex. Bases 338 to 1546 code for a protein of 402 amino acids. Gene Ontology annotation, molecular function: protein kinase C binding.